Messenger RNA from Lethenteron reissneri (Far Eastern brook lamprey), 651 nucleotides. RefSeq names its product cyclin-dependent kinase 4-like. The record is from RefSeq and is a predicted model, not a curated record. NCBI's taxonomy places the organism in Eukaryota, Metazoa, Chordata, Hyperoartia, Petromyzontiformes, Petromyzontidae. Gene Ontology annotation, biological process: protein phosphorylation. Gene Ontology annotation, molecular function: ATP binding; protein kinase activity.
AUGACUCUGCGCUCUCUUGCUCUGAUGUCAUCCGACCCCGACCCCCGACCGGAGGGUGACGCGCAGCUGCUGUGUGGGCUGCGCUACCUGCACGGCCACGGCCUGGAGCACCGCGAGCUCACGCCACGCAGCGUCCUGGUGACGGCCUCCGGGCGCGUUCAAGAUCGCCGGCGGGGGCUCGCACGCUUCCUGGACAGCGCGAGCAGGGCUCCCACCCCGGCGGUGUCCCCGUCGUGGUACCGCGCCCCGGAGCUGCUGCUGCUGCGGGUGACCUGCGGCCCGGCCGCUGCCGACCUGUGGAGCGUCGGCUGCAUCUUUGCUGAGAUGUUUACACGCAGGCCUCUCUUCCCCGGAGGCUCCGAUGUCGAUCAGCUGACGGAGAUAUUCCGUCUUCUGGGCGUGCCGAGCCUGGAGGAGUGGCCGCUCGGAGCCUCCCUGCCGCACGGCGCUUUUGCCGGCCUCCCCGCUGCUCCGCGGGCUCUGGCUGACUCCGUGCCGGAGGUCGGGCCGGAGGUCGGGCCGGACAACGAGAAUUUGGCGAUGGCGCUGAUGCUGGACCUGCUGACCUUCAGCCCCCGCAAGCGCAUCUCCGCGUUGUCGCCCUGUACCAUCCGUACUUCUCUGAGGCCACAGACGUGGCCACGGGCGAGA